CAACGCUGCACCAGUGCGCUCAAAAGCGAGAGCGCAGACGGAGCGGAGCGGAUGCUAGUAGAGAACUGGAAAACAACGAGCAGAGAAAGCUUUUUGCAGUGAAAUGUGGGUGAAAUAAAAGCACCUUGCUGGCGCAGCAUCAGUGUCCGAUCAGCGGUAAGACGGAGCGCCUGUUCGCCCCCCCGCUUCAGCACCGCAGGGAGGAGACACGCAGAGGAGGAAAGAUUCCCCUAAACGCAGUGAGAGCGUCGGAUGAGGAGAAGAGGAGAGCGGAGGGCAUCGGAUAGGCAACAACAAGGAUGGCAGCUCCAGACUUAUUGGACCCUAAAUCCGCCACUCACAACUCCAAGCCCCGCCUCUCCUUCUCCACAAAGCCGAUCACACUGACUCCCCAGGAGGAGAGUGAGGUGAGAGACAAAAGAGAGAAGUUACACAACCAGAUUUUAAAAGUGGUUGCCACAGUAAUGAAAUGGAAGACGGUGACAGCCAUCUUUCUUUUGGUGGUUCUGUACCUGGUGAUGGGAGCAGCAGUCUUCAGAUCCCUGGAGCAGCCUCAUGAGAGUGCCCAGCGUUUGGCCAUCCUGUCCCAGAAGCUGGAGUUCCUGUCCAGACACUCCUGUGUCAGCCAGGGCCAGCUAGAGGAGCUAGUCAAGCAAGUUGUGUCUGCUAUCCGUUCAGGAGUGAAUCCUGCAGGGACACUGACCAACCACAGCAGCCUGUGGGACCUGAGCUCUGCCUUCUUCUUUGCUGGAACUGUGAUCACAACUAUCGGUUUUGGGAACAUCUCUCCCCACACAGAAGGUGGAAAGAUCUUCUGCAUUGUCUAUGCGUUGCUAGGGAUACCUCUGUUUGGCUUCCUUUUGGCUGGUGUAGGAGAUCAGCUCGGCACCAUAUUCGGAAAGGGCAUUGCCAGAGUGGAGAAAAUGUUUGUGCACUGGGACAUCAGUCAGACAAAGAUCCGGGUCAUCUCCACCUUGCUGUUUGUGCUGUUUGGAUGCCUGCUGUUUGUGGCGCUCCCAGCAGCCAUCUUUAAACACAUUGAGGGUUGGUCUGCUCUGGAGUCCCUUUACUUUGUGGUCAUCACCUUGACUACCAUAGGAUUUGGAGACUUUGUGGCAGGUGGUUCAGACAUAGAGUACUUAGAUUACUAUAAACCAGUUGUAUGGUUCUGGAUUCUGGUGGGACUGGCCUACUUUGCUGCCAUCCUCAGCAUGAUAGGAGACUGGCUCAGAGUAAUCUCCAAGAGGACAAAAGAAGAGGUAGGAGAAAUCCGAGCUCAUGCUGCAGAGUGGACGGCUAACGUCUCAGCAGAGUUCAAAGAAACACGGCGACGUGUUAGCAUCGAUAUCUAUGACAAGUUCCAGCGCGCCGCCUCGAUUAAACGUAAACUGUCCUCGGAGCUGGGAUUCAGCCCUGGCCCUGAGUUUACUCUGCCCAAGAGGACAGUGUCGGUCAAUUUUAGCGAAGACCGGGACAGGAACGAGAGGGAGGCCGGGCUGAUGGGCCUGACCACACCUAUGGCUAGAAACGGAGGUUUGUUCAUGAACGGUUUGGACCCAGAGAGAGGAGAUAUCUCAGUCAUUGAACACCUCCAGUAGAAAAGGAACGGUCGUCACCUUUUAAGAUAAUUUUCAAUUUGCAAACAGUGGUCUUGUUAGUGCUGAGAAUGAAAUGCUUUUUUUUUUUUUUUUUAAUUUUCAUAGCAAGUAGAAGUGAGAAUGUGGUACUUUGUGACCCCAGCAGGGACAUCUUCACCUCUCUGCUGGGAUGUAAGCCUUUCUUAAGAACACUUCCGUGGAUCUUUGACAACAGAACAUUUUUCACCACCCAUGGAAACCAAGAGCAAGACGAAAAAAGAACAUGUGUUGAUCUUGUUGAAAGUUUUGCAUUCGGGUGUCUGUAAUCUAGAUCUCACUCAGGUCCUGAAAUAAAGCAAAGUAGUCCAGUUAACCCUUCUCUUAAGGGAC
This is a messenger RNA of Etheostoma cragini (Arkansas darter), 1967 nucleotides long. RefSeq names its product potassium channel subfamily K member 2-like. Gene Ontology annotation, cellular component: membrane. Gene Ontology annotation, biological process: potassium ion transmembrane transport; stabilization of membrane potential. The coding region runs from base 300 to 1598 and encodes 432 amino acids. The transcript is spliced from 9 exons. Gene Ontology annotation, molecular function: potassium ion leak channel activity; outward rectifier potassium channel activity. Lineage: Eukaryota; Metazoa; Chordata; Actinopteri; Perciformes; Percidae. The record is from RefSeq and is a predicted model, not a curated record.